AUGCAGGCAUUGGACGACCUUGGUUGUCCUGCCUCCCCUUCUCGCAUCCCCACUUCCUUGAAGCGUAAGGGUGUCAAUCGUCCAGUGCCACCUCCUCCUCAAAAGAAGAGCAAGGUCGCCUACUCCCGCCCUGGUCUGCCCCCGCCAAUCAAUCGCGCUACCAAGCCCAAGCCCCAUCCAACGACCUGGGCAGGGAUUGCCUGUCAGGCUGCCCCGAUGCCUCCCCUGCCUCCUGGCUUGGGACCGCAACGACACAGGCCGUCCCCCCCACCCUCAUUCCCAACAGGCCCAAUGAAGACUUCGACUCAUCGGUCUGUUCCAUCUUUCACUUCUGAGGGCCCCACCCAGAAGCAAGUUCUCGUGUCGUUCGGGGGUACUCCUCCUGACCUCACAAAGUUUUUCACGGAGUCGGCCAUCCGCAUGGCCAACGGGUACCUCAGGGAUGGUUGUUCCAUGUUGAAGGUCACCUCCAUUGUCCGCGCCUAUGACGGCCUGUCGUUGGUCACCCCCACUGUUGCCAGCCCGUCCAACCUGGACAUUCUGCGCAACUUUAUUCGCGAAAGCCUCCCAACGGAUACUCCGUUCGAGGUCACGCUCCCAUUGUUGACAUCUUUUAUAAAGAUUCUCGAUGUUCCCUACUUUGACCCCAAAGGGUGGAAGAUCACCCAGGAGGCGCUUGAAAAGGCCCUCCGUACCUCGGUUCAUGCUGAGGUCUUCGCAUAUCUGAGCACCAAGCCUCGAGUAGAUCACAACUCAGCACACUUGACAUCAUGCACUGUCUACUGCAACAUAUGGGACUCCCAACAGGGAACCCGCACCAAGAAGGCCCUUGGCCAACCAAUUUUCCUUGCUGGGCAGGUCCCGCUCUGCCAGCACUGCUGGAAGUGGGGCCACCCUACUGUCGCCUGCAAGACGAAGCAGCUCUCUUGCCCCAUCUGCUUGGGUCCGCACGAGCAGAAGGAGCACCGUCAACAUGCAGGAUGUUGUGAGGGCAAUGCGAAAGCAAAGCCCCCUGUGCCGCCCACCCCUCACGACCAGCCCUGCCCCCACAAGGGCUGCUGCGUCAACUGCCACAAGGACCACGCCGCCAACUCAGCCUUGUGCAAGUUCUGGGCACAUCGCUACGACUGUGAGUGGAUCAUGGCCAAGUAUCAUCAGACUAAUGUUGGGAAACCAUCAGGAUCUAAGUAG
Molecule: messenger RNA, 1191 nt
Organism: Cyclocybe aegerita
Lineage: Eukaryota; Fungi; Basidiomycota; Agaricomycetes; Agaricales; Hemipholiotaceae
Source: the annotation of a GenBank genome assembly